This is a messenger RNA of Linum tenue, 1946 nucleotides long. NCBI's taxonomy places the organism in Eukaryota, Viridiplantae, Streptophyta, Magnoliopsida, Malpighiales, Linaceae. The record is from the annotation of a GenBank genome assembly.
AGGGAAACGCCGGCGCACUGAAAAGAUCCAGAACUGUUCAGUGCUCUGACUUCUCAGCGAUCUAUAGAUUCAAGAAGCCGAGCUCCUAUACCAACCGUCACAACGGUCAAAAACUGGUGUGAUUUUGAUUCCCGGGGAGAGCAAGAAUGGCGUCGAAGCAAAUGGAAGAGAUACAGAAGAAGCUAGCCGUUCUCAAUUAUCCGCGAGCCGACGCUCCUGCUCAGUCUCUCCUCUUCGCGGGCAUGGAGCGCUAUGCUCUCCUCGAAUGGCUUUUCUUCAAAUUGUUGGGUGACAAAUCACCGUUCUCUCAACAAAAUCUCCAAGGGGAUGCCAUGGAUCGGGAUGAAGAAACUUCUAGAAUACAGUAUCUGGCAGAGAUAGCCAAGUUCCUGGGAAUCAUGCCAACUAUAGAUACUGAAACCAUCCAAGGACGAGGAAGCUAUGAAGAUCGAACUGAAAUGCUACGUCUAAUAGUGGAUCUUGUUGAGGCUAGCAUUUAUGCUGAUAAUCCAGAGUGGAGCAUUGAUGAACAGGUAGCAAAGGAUAUACAACUAAUAGAUUCCAUUGCGGAGAAACAAGCUCUCAUAUUCUCAGAGGAGUGCAAGUUGUUCCCUGCAGAUGUCCAGAUUCAAUCCAUAUAUCCACUGUACGCAUAGCUUUCUCUGUUCCAUUUUCUGUUGUAUCCAGCUAUCUGCAUCACACGAUACCUCAUCUUGAAACCAUAGUAAGGCACUUCAAAUAUAUCUUAUUAAUUUUCAAGUCUCUGGAGAAUCUUGCCAGUCUUGCACUUUUUUAUGUUCAAAACCAUGAACAAAUUUUGAUUUCUGGCUAUAUGCUUAAAGACUUCCAUAGAUGUAGAAGCAUUCAGCCGUUCCUUGUAGGACCCUAACAUCUAUUGCAAUACUGUUUCAUGAUUUACGCUCGAAUCCCAUUGAGAUAAUCAUUUUUGCAUAAAUUAGUUGAGUAAUGAACUGCUUCCAUUUCAUGAGAUGCGGUAACAUUAGCUUCAUCUUUUGAAAGUACAUGUGCAGGCCUGAUGUAUCAGAGCUGGAGAGUAAGCUUUCGGAGCAAUCAAAAAUUCUCCUAAAUCUUCAACAGAAAGUUGAUGAUUUGGCAUCAAAGCAUGCUUACAAUCCAGGUGAAGAGUAUACACAGGUGGAAUCCCAACUUCGGCAGCACUUAGAGUCCUUCUUAGAAACUGCAAGAUCAUUCAACACGAUCUAUACAAAGGAGAUUCGCCCAUGGACACAUAUGAUGGAAGUGCCUCAGCUCCAUGGAUUUGGGCCAGCUGCUAACCGGUUGUUGGAGGCAUACAAGAUGCUUCUGAAGUUCCUGGGCAACCUGAGGAACCUGAGGGAUUCAUACGCAGCACUCGCUGUUGGUUCGUCAGAAACUGUGGCGGGUGAACCGUCUUCAGUCACAAACAUCAUAUCAGAGUGCGAGUCGGCAUUGACAUUCUUGAAUCACGAUCUUGCGAUCCUGUCAGCUUCCAUUAAUCGCGAGAAAGGUGGCAAUUCGACUCCUUGAGCGACAAGAAGAAGCAAGAACGUAAGAGUUCAAAACAUUUGUUGAGUGCUUGAGAACCAACCAGGUUGGCAGGCAGACCCUUGCGCGAAGAGAAGCGAAACCUGCAGUGGCUGAAUUCUCUGACUUUCUCAUGUAUUUUGUGCAAUUGGUCCUUGUACUUGUUCAGUAGAAACCAAGUGGAGAUUGGUGCAUGAGUGUGUUUUGGUCUAUGGCUUCUUGGGUUUGGGUGUGUUCUUUUGUAAUGAACUGACCAGUGUUGCUUUGGUGGCACCGUAACAUAUCACAUUGAGUUUCAUUUCGGGUAACAAUUACAAAAUCGGAUUCCCAAUAGAUUUAUUGAAAUUGAACUAUAUCCAUAUUCCAAAGUCUUAAAGAAUUGUUGAUUAAUCAAUGAACUUGACAAAUACAUUAAACCCAUG